AUGCCGGCUGCCGCUAUUGCGGUCCUGGAUGCACACGAGCAGCCGUCGGGCUACCUGCGGAGCCGCUGGAAGGCCUAUGCGCGGGCCACUCCCGACGAGAUCGAGCAGGCCGAUGACAUUGACGAGGUCGACAAUGGAGCCCUGCUGCCCGCUGGCACGCUUCCUCACGGCCGUGUCUCCGUGGCCUUUGACGACUUUCUGUCCGACGGCACGGCCGCGGCUGUCGAGCCUGGUAUAGCAUCAACAACCGACAUUCCCGUCUACGCCCAUCCCCUUUUGCCAGGCCUCCUUGUCAUUCCAGCGCUCAUUCCGCCGGCUGUCCAGACCAGCCUCCUCGAUCGCAUGGUCCACCGCGACCUGAGCCGGCCGUGCCACCAGACCAACCUGCAUCCCCACUACGUCUUGCCCUAUCCUCCCGGUCGGGCCUCUUUCUUCUCCUACCCGUCCGACAACAAGAAUGACAGCGCGACGCGCGCCAAGGCGGCCACAUUUCGGCCCAAGGACCCCGCCGUCCACCGGCCACUCUCCAUCAGCCAGGUGCUCGAGCGCCGUCUGCACUGGGUCACUCUCGGCGGACAGUACGACUGGACGCAUCGCGUUUACCCUGAAGGCAGCAUUGGAACUGGAAGCAGCGAUGACGAUGACGAUGACGACGAUGAAGAUAUUCUCGACGACAGCGACGAGAAGCUUAGUCCACGUUUCCCGCCUCGCCUAGCUCGCCUCCUAAAGGGCCUCUUCCCCGAGACAAAGGCACAGGCUGCCAUUGUCAACUUCUACACGCCCGGAGACACAAUGAUGAUGCAUCGCGACGUGUCCGAAGAGACCGACAAGGGCCUCAUCAGUCUCAGCAUGGGCUGCGACGCCCUCUUCAUGGCCGCGCCAACAAGAGAGUUUGGCGAGACGGACGGCACACAGCCUGCCACGGAAGAUGGCGACAACGGGCCUUGCAAGAAAAAGCCAUACGUUCUGCUGCGCCUCCGCUCGGGCGAUGCGAUAUACAUGACCGGACAUGCGCGCUUUGCCUGGCACGGUGUGCCCAAGGUCAUCAAGGGCACAUGUCCCGACUUCUUGGCCGAAUGGCCGGCUGGAGAGCAUGAUGACGGCCGAUAUGAAGCCUGGCGCGGCUGGAUGCGCAACAAACGCGUCAAUCUGAACGCAAGACAGAUGAGAGAUUAA
Grosmannia clavigera kw1407 is the source of this 1176-nucleotide messenger RNA. RefSeq names its product 2og-Fe oxygenase family protein. Bases 1 to 1176 code for a protein of 391 amino acids. Gene Ontology annotation, cellular component: cytoplasm; nucleus. The record is from RefSeq and is a predicted model, not a curated record. Lineage: Eukaryota; Fungi; Ascomycota; Sordariomycetes; Ophiostomatales; Ophiostomataceae. The transcript has 2 exons.